Messenger RNA from Saccostrea cuccullata (small rock oyster), 495 nucleotides. RefSeq lists its product as uncharacterized. The record is from RefSeq and is a predicted model, not a curated record. The annotation marks the transcript as partial. NCBI's taxonomy places the organism in Eukaryota, Metazoa, Mollusca, Bivalvia, Ostreida, Ostreidae. The transcript is spliced from 3 exons.
AAACUAUCCAUUUUAGGUGUUUUGUAUGAUUUAUCCGAGUGGUCUUUGCAAGAUCUCCCCACUAUCAACGUUUCUCUGCCUACAAACAAUGUCACGACAUACCAAUAUUACCUCAACGGAAGUGACGUUUUCAACUUCACAUGUAAAGUGUGUGAAUUAUCAGGAACUGAGAUUUUAGGAUUCAUUACAUUCACUUCCUGUAACAAGGGCCUUGUCUUCAGCAAUCAUGCCAGCUCAUUAAAUCUACCUCAUGUACUUAUCACCAAAGAUGAAAAACCAUGCAUCACACCAUCCUCGCCUCCAAUGUUAUCCAUAUUUGAGGACUGUCGUCUGAUAAACAGAGCGUUUCUUUCUAUUGCGUCACAUAAAAAUUGGAAAGCAGUCAACGUUAUUUAUGACAACUCUUACGGAAAACGAAUGCGAUUUUUGUUUAUCAAUACUACGUCGCCUUUCAAGUUUUACGAAGGAACAUUUUCAGUGUGUUUGGAAAAAUAG